Ornithodoros turicata is the source of this 602-nucleotide messenger RNA. Its product is annotated as carboxypeptidase inhibitor SmCI-like. Gene Ontology annotation, molecular function: serine-type endopeptidase inhibitor activity. Lineage: Eukaryota; Metazoa; Arthropoda; Arachnida; Ixodida; Argasidae. Bases 13 to 513 code for a protein of 166 amino acids. The transcript is spliced from 4 exons. The record is from RefSeq and is a predicted model, not a curated record.
CAUAUUAUAAAAAUGCGGAAGAAUCGCUUCCAUGCAGCAACUAUGUUUCAUUCACUCCUUUCCGUCGGGCCGUUCCUGCUAGUGCUCUUCGCCAGAUGUGGCUGCAAUGAAAUACAGAUCAUCGUCGUGGGCGAGUCUUCUGAAGAACUGGACAAGGUUGGGCUAACAUGCCGCACGCUACCCAGCUCGGGCUACGCAUGUCGAGAUGCCGUAAAUAAAACUAUGUUCUAUCACGAUCCUCACACCAAGAAAUGCACACCAUUCACUUUCCUUGGAUGUGGUGGCAACAGCAACAAGUUCGACAGACGUCACCAAUGUGAAAGGUUCUGUAGAGUAAGACCCGAAGGUCGUUGCGGAGAAGUGAAGGACGAAGGGAAUUGCAGGGCAUUGCUCCCAAGAUUUUACUUCGACUGGGAAACAUGGCAAUGUCUCAGCUUUAGCUACGGAGGAUGUGAAGGCAACGACAACAAUUUCAAAACACGAGAAGAAUGCCAGCGUAUAUGCAAACAUUGAGAUCAUCGAAAGCUGGCUGCGGGAUUCUGGCCCCGACUCGCUUCUUUGCAGUUAUUCUCCCAUUUAUUUCAAAUAAAGUAUACAGCUAU